UAUUUCAUAGCCACUAGCAGUUUUGCGAUGUAUAAAGUUGUAUAAACUUCUUUAUUUUAUACUGUCUUUAAAAGUCACUGGUUGAUGAUUUAUCCGAUUGAAACAGUACUUGAACUUCAGGAUUCCGAACUAUCAGUAUUCGAAACGACGAUACGUUUUGUGGGAGGUCUGCUGUCUUGCUACGCUCUGACCGGUGACACCAUCUUCAGAGACAAAGCCGCCGAGGUCGCCGACACCCUGCUACCUGUCUUCGAAACUCCCACUGGACUUCCAUACGCCUUAAUCAAUCCAUCCACUAAUGUAAGAAGAGUAUUUUUUAUAAUUUCGCACUACUAGAGAUCAUAAGAUAUUAGGCCAUGCACUAUCCAGACUCCAAAAUGAACCUUAGAUUUGUCCUUAUACCAAAUAGGUUUAGAAAAUGGUUUAGAUUUGCCCCACGAGAGACGAUAACCAUUUAUAAUCAAGUAAAUCCAUAUACUGUAGACUGCACUGACUGCAAAAGGUCUAAUGUACUACAAAACUAACUCAACAUUACGUAUUUCGUAUUCAUUUCCAAAAUGACAAACUAACUAACUAAACCAGUUCCCAAAAUUUAAACUAAACCAGUUUUUUUUUUAUCUUAUAUCAUUUUUUCUAUAUUAUCUAAAUAGAUUAUUUAUUUAUUUUUUAAAAUUAAAUUAUUAAUAUAUUUUUUUCUUUUAUUAUCUAUUUAGAUAAUUAAAAAAAAAAUGACUGGUCUAGUUCAUUAAUAAGAUGAAUAGUUGUUAAAUAUGGUAAUAUUUCGUAUUAAAAACUAAAUUGGGUUGUAACAUCUACUAUGCUUAUACCAAUAAAAUAAUUUAUUUGCUCAGUACGUUUUAAAUGUAACAUAAGUUGCUUUAAUGUAGGUAUUACAAAUACUGUACUGUCUGUAAUUGUAUAGCUAAUACUGAAAUAACUUCCAUAUAAUUAUAAUAAUAAUAAACCAGUCUUGUGGGCAAAGCACUGACCAAAAUCUUCUUCAUUGGUUACAUUUUUACGUUUUUUUUAUAUACAAGGUAACAUUCUAGUGCAUUCUCUUCUUCUUUUUCUCCAUCUUAUCCCAUUCUCUUCUAUCAGCCGUCAUCUUAACACUCACUCCUCUCUCUCUCUCUCAUAUCGUCAUUCACAUACUCCAUCCAUGUCUUCUUCGGUCGACCUCUUCUCCCUCUACCUUGCACUACCAUUUCCAUACAUCUCCUAGCUUUCAUCCUAACUUCCUAACCUCCAUUCUAACUUACAUAAAUAAUGAAUAACAGAUUAAUUAAUCAAUUCACAAGUCGACUACUUUGAACUUUAACACUCUUAACAGCAGAGGCACAAAGGCAUUCGGCCUUAUUCUCGGAGUACAGAACUCUAGAUUAUUCUUUUAGGACGAAUUAUUUAGAAAAAUAUUAAAGGGGCCUCGACGUCAAACUGCUUUUUUUUUCGCUAAGUCCGGUAAUGAAAGCGAAAAGGAGAAAAAAAGGGUUAAUCGAUACGAGUGCCUCAUAUCUACGUAGAAAUGUCAAUGUCGCAUUUGAUUGGCGAUAACGCGGUCUCUCGGAGAUAAUGUGGUAUUAUUAUUACCGAGUCCUACGCGAAAAAAAAAUAAAAAAAUAAAUUACGUUACGUCCAUUUCAUGCUGCUGCAAAAGCCGCAACGCACCAUCGCGGUCAGGGUCAUUCGUGGUUAUCGCACCAUCUCCUUCGAGGCGGCGUGUGUACUGGCUGGGACGCCGCCUUGGGUUCUGGAAGCGGAGGCGCUCGCCGCUGACUAUCAGUGGCGGGCUGACCUUCGUGCCCGGGGCGUGGCGCGUCCCAGCCCCAGUGUGGUCAGAGCGCGGAGGGCCCAAUCUCGGCGGUCCGUGCUGGAAUCAUGGUCCAGGCGGCUGGCCGAUCCUUCGGCUGGUCGUAGGACCGUCGAGGCGAUUCGCCCAGUCCUUGUGGAUUGGGUGAAUCGUGACAGAGGACGCCUCACUUUCCGGCUCACGCAGGUUCUCACUGGGCAUGGUUGCUUCGGUGAGUUCCUGCACCGGAUCAGAGCCGAGCCGACGGCAGAGUGCCACCAUUGUGAUUGCGACUUGGACACGGCAGAGCAUACGCUCGUCGCCUGCCCCGCAUGGGAGGGGUGGCGCCGUGUCCUCGUCGCAAAAAUAGGAAACGACUUGUCGUUGCCGAGUGUUGUGGCAUCAAUGCUCGGCGACGACGAGUCGUGGAAGGCGAUGCUCGACUUCUGCGAGUGCACCAUCUCGCAGAAGGAGGCGGCGGGGCGCGUUAGAGACGCGCAAGCCCGCCGCCGUCGAGCGGGGGCCAGGGAGGCGGAUCUCGCCCAAGCCCUCUAAGUGUUUCGGGUCCCCCUCAUAUGUCGGUCUGGGGACCGCCGAGGAGGACCUAAGAAGGCGUCGUGCAAGCUGCUCUGCACGCGUUUUACGCAAGAGCAUCCGGGUGAUGGAAGGCCGGCUAUCCUCGACCCACGCUGGUUCUGACCCAGCGGGGUAUUCCGCAGGAUAGCUCACUCUAACCGGCGCCAUCUAGGCGGGCUCCGGAUAGCCUGCCGACCGAGAGGGCUGGUGGUCGUGGCGCCGACGACCGCCAGUCCGGCGUCCCGAGGGGGAGGGUGAUGGGAGAGAUGUGCUCCGCACUAAACACUUCACUUUCCCCCCUUUGCCUUUUCAUGAGUUCUGUCUCAUGUGAGGUUUGGACGUUGGUUGUUGAGCGACAGGAGGUUUUAGUCGGUUCGACUCCGACAUGCUCCGCCCGCCGUCCCCAGUGGAGGGCGGAAGUCCGGCGAUUUCCUCCUUACCAA
Bombyx mori (domestic silkworm) is the source of this 2805-nucleotide messenger RNA. RefSeq names its product retrovirus-related Pol polyprotein from type-1 retrotransposable element R1 4. NCBI's taxonomy places the organism in Eukaryota, Metazoa, Arthropoda, Insecta, Lepidoptera, Bombycidae. Bases 1640 to 2341 code for a protein of 233 amino acids. The record is from RefSeq and is a predicted model, not a curated record. The transcript has 3 exons.